Molecule: messenger RNA, 853 nt
Organism: Phaeodactylum tricornutum CCAP 1055/1
Lineage: Eukaryota; Bacillariophyta; Bacillariophyceae; Surirellales; Neidiaceae
Exons: 1
Coding region: 89-853 (254 amino acids)
Source: RefSeq, a predicted model, not a curated record
CAUAUUCGUUUCCUUCGCCCGGAGUUUGUUGCUUCACUGUAAGACAAUCGAGACAUACAACCGAAUUAAUCUCAGCCACAGCCGAACAAUGGAUAGCUCCGACGGUUUCCGUAACCAUGACUACAGAGGAGCUAUUGCUCUCAAUAACAUGGGCGUUUCAUUGCUGGAACAAAAAGCAUACUUAGAGGCUAUGGAGACUCUGAAAGAUUCCGUCAUUGUCAUGAAGGUAGCCUUUCAACAGGAAAGCUGUACGAAUUUCAGAGAUACAAGUAUUUUGGUGGAAGAAAAGCUAGACAGGGCAUGUCAAAGGCUUUCGACUCAAAGGCUAGAAGCUGAUCCAACAUUGAUUGAAGGACUGAGGCACGAUGGUGGAUUUGCAACACUUCAGUCGCUUGUAACAAAACAAGACCCAAUCUUGUCCGAAUCGCUAUUCCCCGUCCGUAUCGAGCAGCUAGACGACCACGAAGACAUUGAAAAUAGCUUGAAAACGGCAAUUAUCAUGCAUAAUUUUUCCAUCGCUCAUUUUUGCAUGUCCAAGACGCCCGUCAACGACGAGGUACGAGCGAGGCUUGUUGAAGGUGGACUUCGGCUGGCAUCAGUGUCGUAUGGCAUUCUUUCGAAAAUGAUGAGCGGAGGGAAAAAUCUCCUGUAUGAACUGAUUCUUCGGGACACAAAUGUUUUCGUUGUGGCUAUUGCCGUCCUCAACAGUCUUGUUCAAAUGUUAAUUGCUUUGGGCAGCUUGGGAGAAGCCGAACGAUGUUCCGCAAAGCUGCACCAGCUCGGCGCUCUUGUAAAACAGAUUGACUCACCGGAAAUUACGCAGAGCAAUACUGUAGCGGCUGCCGCUGCUUAA